GUCAAUCUGAGGCUGAGCCAAGCGCAGGUAACUUAGAAAAAAAGAGUUGUUGGCUUGUUAUGGUAUUGGCUUGAAAGAGACCCGGAUUCUCCCCCCACCCUCCUUUACCAGUUAGACCAGUAACUCAGGAAAAGGCAAACACUCGAGUACUGGAUCAGUUUUUACCCUUGUGGUCCCUGAUGGCUUCGCACAGUGAUACUCUGGUGGUGUUCUUUGGGGCAACAGCUGGUGCAAAUGGGGGUAAACUGGGUUCGGAUGAGAGGGAAAUAAUUCUCUUGGUGUGGCAAAUUGUGGAUCUACGUGAGAAAAAGGUGGGGAAGCUUCAACGACGUCUCGUAAAACCAGACACUUUGGAAUUGACAGAUCAAUGUAAAGAGGAGACCGGUUUAACUUUAGACGAACUCUGCAAAGCAGAACCUUUGGACCGAAUUCUGCAACAGUUCCAGCAGGCAGUCUCCAGUGAGCUGAAGGCUUUGGGCAGAAGCUCCUACACACUCUGCGUCGACGGCCCCCUCCUCAUUAGGCAGGCCUUCCAUCCAGAAGCUUCCAAAAAGAACUUCGUCCUCCCCGACUGUUUCUUCUCCUUCGUGGACCUGCGGAAAGAGUUCCACAAAUGCUGUCCGGACGCCGGCCUGGCCGAGGACCUGACCGUGGCCUCCAUGCUGCAGCAUGUCUGCGCCCCUCCCACAGACACGGAGCAGGUCGCCGGGGUGCGGGAGGUUAAGGGGAUGGUGCUGCUGACGUUGCACCUGUUGUCUGAUCCCUACAAUCACAAAUUUACCGGUCUUGAAACCGUGAAGUACAAAUUUGAGUCCGGAGCAUGCAGUAAGAUGGAGCCGGUGGACAGCGAGACUGUGAUUCGAGCCAGGGGGUUGCCGUGGCAGUCGUCUGACCAGGACAUCGCCCGAUUCUUCAAGGGGCUCAACAUCGCAAAGGGCGGUGUGGCGCUUUGUCUGAACGCUCAGGGCCGGAGGAACGGAGAGGCCCUGGUGCGCUUCAUAAACCCCGAGCACAGAGACCUGGCCCUGGAGCGCCACAAGCACCACAUGGGAAACCGCUACAUCGAGGUGUACAAGGCGACGGGAGAGGAGUUCCUGAAAAUAGCUGGAGGAACCUCGAACGAGGUGGCCCAGUUCCUGUCGAAGGAGAACCAGGUGAUCAUCCGCAUGCGCGGGCUGCCCUUCGCCGCCUCGCCCGAGGACGUGCUGGGCUUCCUGGGGCCCGAGUGCCCCGUCACCGACGGCGGCGAGGGGCUGCUCUUCGUCAAGUACCCCGACGGGCGGCCCACGGGCGACGCCUUCGUGCUCUUCGCCUGCGAGGAGUACGCCCUCAACGCCCUCAAGAGGCACAAGCAGAUCCUGGGGAAGAGAUACAUAGAGCUGUUCCGCAGCACGGCCGCCGAGGUCCAGCAGGUCCUGAACCGCUACAUGUCCACGCCGCUGAUCUCCACCCUGCCCCCGAGCCCGGCCCCCAUGGUGCCGGUCCCCGUCAUGGCCACGCCCCCCUUCCUGACCUCCAGCAGCAGUCGGGACUGCGUCCGGCUGAGGGGGCUGCCCUACACCGCCGCCAUCGAGGACAUCCUGGAGUUCAUGGGCGAGCACACCGUGGACAUCAAGCCGCACGGCGUGCACAUGGUGCUCAACCAGCAGGGCCGUCCCUCGGGAGACGCCUUCAUCCAGAUGAAGUCGCCGGACCGCGCCUUCAUGGUGGCCCAGAAGUGCCAUAAGAAGAUGAUGAAGGACCGCUACGUGGAGGUGUUCCAGUGCUCCACGGAGGAGAUGAGCUUCGUGCUGAUGGGCGGGACUCUCAACCGCAGCGGCCUCUCACCCCCACCCUGCAAACUCCCAUGCCUGUCUCCGCCCACCUACGCCGCGUUCCAGCCUCCCGCCGCCAUGCUCCCCGCCGAGGCGGCCUUCUUCCAGCCCCCCCUGCUGGCCACGCCUCGCGCCGCGCAGCCCCCCGCCCACAGCGCCGCCCACGCCCUGGCCUACUACCCGCCCCAGGCCCACGCCCAGCUCUACAUGAACAUGAAUAUGAACUACACCGCGUACUACCCCAGUGACUGGGCAGGAGAGGACGGUCUCUCACGUGAUGGGGUUUCGUUUCCCAGCCCCCCCGUCUCCCCGUCGACGGUGGGCUACUUCGCGGCCCCGCCCGGCGCCAUGGCCGCGGCUGUGGCGGCCCCCCCUCCGGCCCCCAUCAUGCCCCAGACGGGAGCCCUGGUCAGGAUGCAGGGCCUGCCGUUCAACACGGGCGUCAAAGACAUCCUCAGCUUCUUCCAGGGAUACCAGGCGGAACCUUCCGUGGACGGUACUGUAUGACCUCCAGUUUGCUGAGAGGGAAAAGGGGCUCCAGUUCAUUUUUGGUAUUGUCUGGUGGAGUGUGAUUUGGUGUGGGGUUUUAUUUACUAUGUUUUAAAAUUCUUUGUUGAUUUUUGAGUGGGUUGGUACAUUAGAUGGGUUGUUUUUUUUUGGGGGGGGGCGGGGCUGGUGUGGGGUGUUGAUUGGCACUGGCACGGAAGUUACAUGUCACAUGGAAGGUCUAGCAACUGUUAACUGUCACGGGCAAUAAUGUGCUAUGUGUCUGUCACAUACUACUUUUUGGGAGAUAUUAAAUGAGUCGGAUAUCCGAUUUUUCUGUGACCGCUUAAUCAUAGACUGAAUCGCUGAAUUGGUACUUGAAGACAAAAUGGUCGCCAGUUAUGGAAUUUGUUUUUAAUACUAAAUUUCAAAUUACAAAAUGCUUUCAAAUACUUUUGUUUAACCUGCUAUUUGAUAUAUCUGUAAUUGACAUGCAAGCAGGUUACAUGCCAGCUGGAUUGUUAGCAUUCUGUAAUUUGCAUGGUUUGUGCUGCUCCCCCUUAUCUAUAUCCAAGCAACCAACGCUGUAAGUACUGUUUGAGUUAUUUGCGGUCGUGGAGUACAGUCUGUACAUAAGUUCUCUCUUCCAGAUCCUUCCAGUGAGUUGAAACAAUACUUCCGAUACAUAUUUUAGUCAGUGCUUUAAUAUAUUAUGACAAAAUAAUGUAAUUGUAAAAAUUGGCAUUAAUCUGUGUCUGUAUAAGAAAUUACAAUCGCAAAAUCCCAGUUCAUUGGCCUUUUAUGAAGUGGAUUUAAAAACACAUGGAGUGUUUACCACAUCCUCUGCAUUUGUUCCCUGAGAAUUGCCCUAAAUAUCUCAUUUUAUUUUGGUCUCGCUUAAAUAUAUUGGCAACUUAAUAGUUCACAACCUAAAAAUAAGAAUGGGAGAUUGCAGGGGUAGCAACUGUUUCAAUGGCUCCAUUGGGCCAUGUACUUAAUUGUCUAUAUUUCCAUCUAGUGGUAAAGCAGAGGUACUGAUAUUUAUUUUGGGGGAGCAGCUCACCAUUUCCAGGGUGUUCCUGCUGCGGUCAAAACUAGGAAAAUCGGGUACUCCCUGAAGCUCGUUUUUCAAGGAACCGUUGUUGUCGCAUCAAGAAUCAGUUUUAACCUUGGUUCCCACAUAUUACUUUUGACAGUACAGUCAUCAGCUGCUUUCAUAAGUUGCUGAACUAGUGUGGCUAUUAUCGCCCCCAUGUGGAGAGCAUGGGGAAUGCUAUGUAUGAAUGCUAUGGCCUAGUGCAGUGGUCUCCAACCCUGGUCCUGGAGAGCUACAGGGUCUGCUGGUUUUUGUUUUUACCUUAAAAUCAGUACCCAAUUGAGACCCAAGACACCAGGUGAGUUGAGUUAACUGUGUAAUCAACUGCUCUAAUUGAUUCAUGAUGUGCAGAGUCACUAUGAAAACCAGCAGACCCUGUAGCUCUCCAGGACCAGGGUUGGAGACCACUGGCCUAGUGCCACCCAUCCAUCCCGAAUAGAAAAGGCCUACUCUAUGCGCAAACCGGCAUGUGCUGCAGGGGGUUGGAUAGAGCAGUGUGGAUCUAGGGCUGGGGCGCUAUGUAGGGGGGAGUGGUGUGUAUGUGUGUGUGCGUGCAUGCCUGUGUGUGUGU
Messenger RNA from Anguilla rostrata (American eel), 3967 nucleotides. RefSeq names its product epithelial splicing regulatory protein 2-like. NCBI's taxonomy places the organism in Eukaryota, Metazoa, Chordata, Actinopteri, Anguilliformes, Anguillidae. Gene Ontology annotation, molecular function: mRNA binding. Bases 180 to 2321 code for a protein of 713 amino acids. The record is from RefSeq and is a predicted model, not a curated record. The transcript is spliced from 16 exons.